This is a messenger RNA of Thunnus maccoyii (southern bluefin tuna), 627 nucleotides long. RefSeq names its product neuromedin Ba (gene nmba). Lineage: Eukaryota; Metazoa; Chordata; Actinopteri; Scombriformes; Scombridae. Gene Ontology annotation, biological process: neuropeptide signaling pathway; positive regulation of hormone secretion. The transcript has 3 exons. Bases 123 to 482 code for a protein of 119 amino acids. Gene Ontology annotation, molecular function: neuropeptide hormone activity; neuromedin B receptor binding. The record is from RefSeq and is a predicted model, not a curated record. Gene Ontology annotation, cellular component: neuron projection.
CUUCAUCCCAUUGGAAUAUUAAGCCCAUCCUAUCUCAGUAUAACUGCCUGUCCCCCAAAGUGACAGAACAGUAAAGAGAUUUUAAUUAACUGGAAUUAAAUUGCAUCAAACACGUUUGAGGAAUGAGAGGCACGUUGACAAAGAUCUGCAGAGCAGGAUUCCUGUCUUUCAUCCUUAUCUCAUACAUUGCAAUCACAUCUUCAAUGACUCUUGAUUUAACUGAGCUGAGAAAUAAAGUUUCAAAGAUCAAGGUGAAUCCAAGAGGGAAUCUGUGGGCAACAGGACAUUUUAUGGGCAAGAAAAGUGUGGUGGACAGUUCAUUUAUGGAGUCUGCCUUUGAAGAUGCUCCCACUGAAGUGAGAGCCGUUAGUCCUGUGUACAGAGUGAAGGACCUGCAGACGCUGCUCAUACAGAUGCUGAAAACUACCCAACAAGCACAACGGAAACAGGCACUGGACAAAGGAGAAAGGGAUCCUGCUUGAGGAGCAUUUCAACCACCUUGUAACAUCAUUACUGUGACAAUACAAACUCCCACAGAGGAAGAGGCGUGUGACAAAUAAUGCUCUUGUAAAAAUAUAUUUACAUAUAUUUCAGUGUGAUAUAUUACAUUCUGUAUGACAGUGUGAA